Scomber scombrus (Atlantic mackerel) is the source of this 5232-nucleotide messenger RNA. Its product is annotated as pleckstrin homology domain-containing family A member 5-like. Gene Ontology annotation, molecular function: phosphatidylinositol-3,5-bisphosphate binding; protein binding; phosphatidylinositol-3-phosphate binding. The record is from RefSeq and is a predicted model, not a curated record. Gene Ontology annotation, cellular component: cytosol. Lineage: Eukaryota; Metazoa; Chordata; Actinopteri; Scombriformes; Scombridae. The transcript has 30 exons. Bases 250 to 4095 code for a protein of 1281 amino acids.
CAACACAAUGCCAACAAACAGGCCGAUACAGGGGUGUUGGAUGACUUGUCUUUGUAUGGUGUGAAAAGCUGAUGCUGCAGUUUCACAGCACAAUGACAGAAGGCGGAGACCAAGAACCUAAAGACUGAUGAGCUGACUGUACCUGUCUACCUCCUGGGCUGCUGCCCUCCUCUCCGCCGUUGCCAAGGUUUCCGUGUACGCGCUGAGAGCAGAGCGGAGCCGCGCGAUUGUCAUACAGUAUUGCCAGACAUGGCGGCGGAUCUACAACCCGAGUGGCUUUCUUGUCUCCCGUCUUCCUGGAGUUAUGGGGUUACUCGGGAUGGACGCGUCUUCUUCGUUAACGAAGAAGCCAAGAGUACAACCUGGCUGCAUCCAGUGAGUGGCGAGGCAGUAAUAACCGGACACAGAAAAACUCCAGACCUCCCCACUGGAUGGGAAGAAGGAUAUACUUUCGAGGGAGCGCGGUGCUUUAUCAAUCACAAUGAGCGGAAGGUGACCUGCAAGCAUCCUGUCUCAGGCCUACCCUCACAAGACAACUGCAUCUUUGUCGUCAACGAACAAACUGCCUCCCAAGUGCCAGCGAAUGAGAAGAAGGAACGGCCACUAAGCACCAUGAGUGAAGCCUCCAACUACACAGGCGGCUUGGACUGCGCCGCAAACCCCAGCAGCCCAGCAGGAAGACCCUCAAGACCUCCUAAAAAACUUCAUAAUUUUGGGAAGAGAUCCAAUUCUAUCAGGAGGAAUCCUAGUGCCCCAGUAAUGAAGAGAAACUGGCUUUAUAAACAGGACAGCACAGGGAUGAAGCUGUGGAAAAAGAGGUGGUUUGUGCUGUCUGACUUGUGCCUCUUCUACUACAGAGAUGAAAAAGAGGAGGGGAUACUUGGCAGCAUCCUUCUACCAAGCUUUCAUAUAUCAAUGCUGUCUGUGGAUGAUCAUAUUAACAGAAAGUAUGCCUUCAAGGCAACACAUCCCAACAUGCGAACAUACUACUUUUGCACAGACACUGCCAAAGAAAUGGAGUCUUGGAUGAAAGUAAUGACAGAUGCUGCACUUCUGCAUUCAGAGCCAGUCAAAAGGUUGGACAAACUAAAAGUGGAGCAGUGUGGACCACAGGAGGUUAACCAUGUGGCGAAUCACAGGCCGCCACUCACACAACCGGAAAUUCAGAAAAACGAACGCAACCGAGAGGUUGAUUGUGAGCACACCGCAACAGUAACCUCCUCCACAGCAGAAGAGGAAAGGAAGCUGCGAGAUGCUGAGCGCUACGGCUUCCAGAAAGACGGCGAAGAGCGUGAGCGUCCCCUGACCAAGAUCAACAGCAUCAAACUGCAGCCGGCUCAGGCAGCAGCCAUCACGGCCAACAUCACCUCAGCACGGACUGCAGUAGAGCUGGACGGGUCACACCGCAGCCCGCAGGUCAACGGGGCUAGUGAGCAGUGUCCAGCUAACGGAAGUGGAGUCCCUCCUCAGCGAAGUCCAGCGAACCAUGAGCCGGAGAGAACCCUGAGUAGGACCAGCUCCAUGCAGCAGCUGGAGCAGUGGGUCCGCACACAGAGAGUACGCAACCAGGAUGAUGACACCAGGAGCAUCACGUCAUACCAGACGCUGCCUAGAAACAUGCCAAGCCAUCGGGUUCCCUAUAUGCCUGCUUAUGGCGACGGCUACCGCAGCAUGCCCAGAAAUAGCAUGGCACAGCGGGACAGCAUCUGCAGCAUGUCCCCAUCGUUGUAUGACCAGGCCCUGGGUCCCUCACCGAAUGACAAGCGCCGCUCCAUGCGCGACGACACCAUGUGGCAGUUAUAUGAGUGGCAGCAAAGGCAGGCGUACUGCAGGCCGCCGGGACUCUAUAGCAAUAUGGCCAGUCCCAAAACCAUGAUCAACCUGUCAGAACAUGCUGCACAGAGCCACUCCAUCCCCCCCUCGCCUUCCCACGGCUCCCUGUCCAUGUACGGUGGCUACUCUCCGAUGCGAUCCUACAAUAUGAGCAGUGCCCGAUCAGAGGUUUCCUCUCCCAUCUACCAAAGAGACAUGAGCAUCGACAGGCGGCAAAGGCCACAAAUCAAUAAGUAUGCCUAUCCACCAGAUAGGAGGUCUAUGCCUGCAGGAAUCCCAGUUCAGACUAUCAAUGCCCAGUCUCUCCAAGGAAAAACACCUGAGGAACUGACUCUGCUGCUGAUAAAGCUGCGGCGGCAGCAGGCAGAGCUAAACAGUAUCCGGGAGCACACUGUAGCACAGCUUAUGCAACUAAACAUGGAUGGCGACAACCCAAAGAAUGACAUUCUCUCCCAUCACCUCCAAAGGAACCUCAUGUAUUUGGACAAUCAGAUGAAGGAAAAUGACCCUUUAAUCGUCAUGACUCACACUUUGAUUGAGAACUCUGCCCCAAGGCCUCAACUUUACCAGCAACUGAACCCAGAAGACUACAGAGAACACGCCUACUCAUGCAUGCCAGAAGAGGUGGACAUUGAUACCAAACUUAGCAGGUUGUGUGAGCAGGACAAAUUGGUGAGCACACAGGAGGAAAAACUUCAGCAGCUCUACAGAGAGAAGCACACCCUGGAGACAGCCCUGCUAUCAGCCAGCCAGGAGAUAGAGAUGGGCUCCGAUAACCCGGCUGCCAUGCAGAGUGUCAUCCAGCAGAGAGACUUACUGCAGAGCGGCCUCCUCAGCACCUGCAGAGAGCUGUCCAGAGUCACAUCUGAGUUGGAGAGGUCAUGGAGGGAGUAUGACAAGCUGGAAGGAGAUGUGACUCUGGCUAAGAACAACCUGCUGGAGCAGUUAGAAGCGCUGGGAAGCCCUCAGACUGAGCCUCCCAGCCAGCAGCACGUCCACAUCCAGAAGGAGCUUUGGAGGAUUCAAGAUGUGAUGGAGGCCCUCAAUAAAAACAAAGCCCAGAGAAGUGCUGCCGAUGGAAUGAGCCUCUAUGGGCCCAAGAGCAACUUCAGCAAGCACAAAACCGAGGAGGAGGACUUGGUGCCCCCACGGCCACCCUUACCCGAGUCCUACGAGCCCAACCCCCCCACCGUGCCCCCUAUGCCCUCUCUUGCUGGUGUGCGACCUUCAUCAGUCCACAGGCCGGAGGACAGGAAGACAAAUCACAGGAAUGGCACGCGCAGCGGUCCAGACUACAGGCUGUAUAAGAGUGAACCAGAGCUCACCACAGUAGCGGAAGUGGACGAGAGUAACGGAGAGGACAGAUCUGAACACCCAUCUGAUCAUUCUGGAAACAAAGGGAUGUCCUACCCAGUGGGCAUCGUCCCACCUAGGACCAAAUCUCCAGUGCCUGAAUCUUCCUCCAUAGCUUCAUACGUUACCUUACGAAAGAGCAAGAAGCCCGACCCCAGGAUGGAGCGUCCACGAAGUGCAGUGGAGCAGCAGCUGUGUGCUGCAGAGACUGGCCGGCCCAGGAUGAGCGUAGAGGAGCAGCUGGAGAGGAUCCGCCGCCACCAGCAGGGUGCACUCAGGGAGAAGAAGAAAGGCCUCAGCAUCCGGGGUGGCAGCCAGGAGAACACACCCUCUCGCAGCCACUCAUUUAAUAAAGAUAACCAUUUCCGCAGCAUGCAGUCCCAAAUGAGGCGCAGAGAUGAGGUGAUGAGCAGUGACAUUCUGGAGCUGGAGGCUUCACUCAGGCAGCAGGAGGUGGUGAGGGAGCAGGAGACGCCCGCUGAGGAGAUUGCCCGUCUGAAAGAAGCCUCGCAGGCUGACCACUUUAAUGUGGACCGAGAACUUUCUGUGCCUGACAAAGUGCUGAUUCCUGAGCGCUACAUGGAGUCAGAACCGGAGGAGGCACUGAGCCCCGAGCAGGAGGCUGAUAAGCAGAGAAAAGUUGACCGCAUCAAAGCCCUCAUAGCCAAAAACAGCAUGCAGAAUGUGCUGCCUAGUAUGGCUUUAAGCCCAGAGGAGGAGGCUGAAGAGGAGGUUACCGUACAGGAGAAAGAGAAGAUGAUUAAUAUCUCUUAUGAGCUGGCAGCAGAAGCCUCCAAACGCAGCAAGCUGGUAGCAGUGAAAAGCCUGUCGUCUUCUUCCCCACCCCUUCCACAGUCUCCUAACACACCCCCUCAGCUCACUGAUGGUUCUCACUUCAUGUGUGUGUAGUAGCACCACACAAGCUCUGGCCUCAGUGAAAACGUACACAUGAAGGAAACAGCAGCGGAGGUAUAAAGAUGCUUCUGAAGACUUCCCCAAAGACAUCAGCACAAGGCCAAGUUCUACAGAGUGAAACUGCCUACUCCACAUUCAGAGGUCUUAACCUCUUACUUCUGUAUGCUCACUGUGACGUCUUAAGCUCCUAUGCCACCAAUAACAUUUCUUUCUCUGUGAUCGGCCCUCGUUGGGUCAUUACACUCUCCUCAAGUGAGCGAGAGGAUACAGCUUUGAUACUGUCAUUGCAGUUCUGUUUUACUUUUUCACAAGGUUACAUUUGUUUUUAUUAUUUAUAUGGUUUUAUUAGGUUCUUGUUUGAAUAUGGGUCAACAUCGGUGUGAAUAUCAAUAUGCAUAUAUAUGAGGCUAAUGGACUGACCUCUGUUAUGAGUCUAAAGGCAAAAGGUUUUGGGCCAUGUCACAUUUUCCACUCAUGUUUCACCACCUGUUCAAAUGGUUUUAAGAACAUGUUUUCACAUCAGUUUAGUUUAUUUAAGACUUUUCUAAUUCAGUUCAGUUGUUUGUCAGACAUCGGUCAUCAACUAACCAUUCAUAUUUAUCCAUUUAUUGUAAAGAACAUUUGUCAGUGGGAACGAUGGGUAUAUAAGAGAUAUAGAUUAGACACUUAAUGCUGCAGACUAAGAUUAUUUCUAAUUUCUCCUGUUUCUGGGUUGUAAUUAAAACUUCUGCAGUCCCUGUCGCAUUGUUGCCGACACUUAUGUGAAUGUCCUGGCUUAAGUCACUCUAUAUACUGUCUUUUUUUAUUGCUGAGAGAUAUAUUUAAACUGAAAGAAGGAAAUCUGAGUUUGGAUCUAUUUUAUGACGAUGUUGGUUUGGAGUCCUGGAACUAAAAGGAAAAAAAGAUUAGCACAUGUAAAAAGCAAUAAUAAAAAAAGAGUUUGGGUUCAGGAUGAUUUUUUUUGUGUGUGUGUGUGUACAAAGUGUAAUUACCAGAGGUUUACUGUGUAUAUAAUGUACUUGGUACAGCAGGAUGGGAGGAUGUAUUCCACAUGUGGUUACAUUCUUGAUUUGAUUUGCAAAUGUUCAUAUCCCAUCUGUUUUAUAUCAUGUUAAUAAAUGUUGCUGUUCU